CCUUUGUCCUGUUGCCCUUCGUUUUGUUUCGAGUGUUGAUCAACUCGCAACGAGUAGUUUUUUCUCUUAAGUAAACGAAAAAUAUUUUAAAAAGUAUGGAUAAUAAAUGUCGUCCAUAUUUGGCUGUAUUUCCCAAGGACGAAUUGCCAGUGCUAAUAAAAAAUGCUAAAGAUUUUACAAGUGAUCUUGAGCCACUGCUGCACAUUAUGCCAAAGGCAUUUGCCAAUCAUAGGACCGACAAAUUGCAGCACAAGAUCUGCCAACGAAAGUGCGCAGAGAACAAAAAGUGUACCAAAAAAUGCAUGGAGCAAAAGGAGGGACGUAAAAAAGAAGUAGUAUUGGUGGACAAGGUUGAGUCGAAGUUGGCUCCAAUAAUAAGAUCGCUCGAGCGUGGAGAGGACCCGGACACAAUUGUAAUGGUCGAGUAUCGAGAAUUCGCUUGCUCUGGCAUUGUGCUGGGCAGUUACUCGGUGUUCUUCAGAAAAUUUCGGGGUCACACUAUGAUCGACUUGCGCCGUGGCCCGAUGACGGCCGACACGUUUGAGCAGAUAUACAAGUGGAUGGUCAAGCCGUAUUAUAAAUUUCAGCCAAGUGAUGUGGUGCGCGUUAUACGCGCUGCCAGCUUUUUGGAGAUCACGGAACUGCUGAAUGAGUGCUACGGCAUGCUCGACAGCGAUCUCUUUCGGGAUUUUUGGGCCAUUGACAUCAUGAACAAAUCACGGCAUUUUAAUGAGCUAUUUCAGAUCAAUCAGGCAAUGGCUUUUCGCAUAUCGACGUCAACGCUGAUUCUGCUUUGCAGCCAGGAGUUUCUGAACUUCAACGAGAUGCAGAUCUGUGCACUGCUUAGUUCCAGCUCGUUGGCAGUCAACGCAGAAAGUGAGCUGCUUUUCGGUGUUUUGCACUGGCUAAACGUAGACUGGCCCGCUCGAAAGCACUGCGUGUUGAGUGUGCUCAAGAAUAUCCGCUUUGCUUAUUUGUCACCUAAGAUCCUUUGUAGUUUCAAUGCCGGCCCAAUCGGUCCGUUCGGCCAAGUACUGGAUGAAUUCAUGAGCCUGCCGGAAAGUAAACAGCUAAUCGAGGAUGGCAUCUUCUACAGCGCCUUGGUCAUCACACUGAGUGGUGAUACCAGCAAGCUUCACGACUUGCCCGAAGCCAAAAAGGAGCUGAUGUUGCCACGCCGCUGGGUCCAAGAUAGCCGCUGCCUGUACCAUCGACCAGUAACCAAACAAUGCCCAAAUAUGCGCUCAAUUAGCUAUGAGGAAUUCGCCGCUUACUCUGAGACACUCCAGGAAAGUGAUAUUGAAUACGAGCGACAUUUUAUAUAUCCAAAUGAUGACGAUCUCAGUGAAUCUUCUUCCACAAAAUCGUCUAAGUUAUCCGAAGCAGAAAAGAUCAGUCAAUGCAAGGUGUCCAAACCUGUAUGGAGCACUGAAUCCUUAUCGCAUUGGGUCCGUUCCCAAUGCGCUCCAGAAUACCAAAUGGAAGACAUUUUGAUUUCUUCAAUCAGCUCAGGCGCUGACGCUAUCUUUAGUCCCAAAAUCCAGGCCCAAGCAGAGGAAGCAUCUGCACACUGGCAAGAGGCUCUAAAAGAUUUUAAGCCCUCGGAAAUCUGGCAGGAAUGGGAGACAACUUUAAUGGAUGAAAACAUCUAA
Messenger RNA from Drosophila hydei, 1652 nucleotides. RefSeq lists its product as uncharacterized. Gene Ontology annotation, molecular function: protein binding. The transcript is spliced from 3 exons. The coding region runs from base 96 to 1652 and encodes 518 amino acids. The record is from RefSeq and is a predicted model, not a curated record. Lineage: Eukaryota; Metazoa; Arthropoda; Insecta; Diptera; Drosophilidae.